Molecule: messenger RNA, 708 nt
Organism: Habropoda laboriosa
Lineage: Eukaryota; Metazoa; Arthropoda; Insecta; Hymenoptera; Apidae
Gene: Ric
Product: GTP-binding protein Rit2-like
Exons: 5
Coding region: 1-708 (235 amino acids)
Biological process (GO): Ras protein signal transduction
Cellular component (GO): plasma membrane
Molecular function (GO): GTPase activity; calmodulin binding; GDP binding
Source: RefSeq, a predicted model, not a curated record
AUGUCAACUGACAUCCUGCAGGAUAAAAGCGUAGCCUUGAACGGCAAGAACGACGUACCGGUAGUCUCGCAGCCCACUACCAGGGGUGGACUUAGGGUAUACAAGAUUGUUGUUUUGGGUGAUGGUGGUGUUGGUAAAUCAGCUGUCACUUUACAAUUUGUCAGUCAUAGCUUUCUUGACUAUCAUGAUCCAACUAUAGAGGAUUCAUAUCAACAACAAGCAGUUAUAGAUGGUGAGGCUGCACUUUUAGAUAUAUUGGACACUGCAGGGCAGGUGGAAUUUACAGCUAUGCGUGACCAAUACAUGAGAUGUGGAGAGGGCUUUAUGAUAUGUUAUUCUGUAACUGAUAGACAUAGCUUUCAAGAAGCUUUGGAAUAUAGAAAAUUGAUAACACGUGUAAGAGCUAAUGAAGAUAUACCAUUGGUAUUAGUUGGCAAUAAAUUUGACUUGCAGCAUCAUAGAAAGGUAACCACAGAUGAAGGAAAAGCACUUGCUGAACAGCUUGGUUGUCCAUUUUAUGAAACAUCUGCAGCCCUCAGACAAUUUAUAGAUGAUGCAUUUUAUUCAUUAGUCAGGCAAAUCCGAGCUAAAGAAAAGUCAAGAAACUCAGUACGUAAACAUAGUCGUUGGUGGCGGCUCCGUUCAAUUUUUGCCUUUAUUUUUAGAAGGAAGCAGAGACAUGUUAACAAUCACCACUAUUCCCCAUAA